Molecule: messenger RNA, 1317 nt
Organism: Vigna unguiculata (cowpea)
Lineage: Eukaryota; Viridiplantae; Streptophyta; Magnoliopsida; Fabales; Fabaceae
Product: GDSL esterase/lipase 2-like
Source: RefSeq, a predicted model, not a curated record
ACAUGGUAAUAUGCACCAGAAGCAAAGCAUAAGAGUGUAGGACUAAAUAGCAACAGCAAUGAAAAGUUUAAGUUGUUUGUUGGUGUUUUCUUUGGGAAUUUUCAUCCAAAUGAGUUACUGUCAUAGCAGCAUCACAACAUGCUUGCCUCAGAAAAAUGCUGCACUAUUCAUACUCGGAGAUUCAUUAUUUGAUAAUGGAAACAACAACUACAUCAACACCACCACCUCUUACCAAGCAAAUUAUUAUCCCUAUGGUCAAACUUUCUUCAAAUACCCCUCUGGCAGAUUUUCUGAUGGACGCAUGAUACCAGAUGUCGUUGCUGAACUUGCCAAGUUGCCAAUACUACCACCAUAUCUGCAUCCGGGUCGGGUUGAACACGUCUAUGGUGUCAAUUUUGCUUCAGGAGGUGCAGGUGCUCUGCGUGAAACCGCUCAAGGAUUCGUUAUAGACCUCAAAACUCAGGUAAGUUAUUUAAAAAAUCUGAAGAAUGUGUUUAGUAAGAGACUGGGAAAAGCAAUAGCAGAGGAAAUUGUGUCAAAAUCAGUGUACUUGAUUAGCAUUGGAUCCAAUGACUAUGGCUCCCUUCUCAACCCAGACUCAAAUCCUGUGUUUCCUCCUGGUAAUCAUCAAGGGUUUGUAGAUUCUGUCAUUGGAAACCUCACAGAUGCCAUAACAGAAAUUUAUAGUCUUGGAGGAAGAAAAUUUGGAUUUGUUAAUGUGGGUGCAAUAGGUUGUUCACCUGGCAUAAGGGUUUUGGUGAAUAAUGGAAGCACAUGCUUUGAAGAAGUAUUAGCCAUCGCAAGACUACACAACACUGCACUCUUAAAAAGGAUUCCUGAGCUAGAGAAACAACUCAAGGGAUUCAAAUAUUCAAUCACUGAUUUCUAUUCUGCAUCUCUUGAAGUGCUGAACAAUCCUACAAAAUAUGGUUUCAAAGAAACUAUUGUGGCAUGUUGUGGAGGUGGACCUUACAGAGGAGAUGGUAGCUGUGGAGGGAGGAAAGGAAUCAAAGAAUACGAGUUAUGUAACAAUGUCGAUGAACAUGUGUACUUCGAUUCUAUUCAUCUUACUGACAGAGCUAGCCAGCAUUUUGGAGAGCUUAUAUGGAAUGGAAAUCACACUGUCACAAGCCCUUACAAUCUCAAACAGCUAUUUGAAUUUUAAACUUUCAAUAUAUAGACAUAAAGCAAGACAUAACAUCACGAUGUAUUUGUUUCCACAUGUAAUAAUAAGAUGUUUGAGCUGGCUAAAUAAAACACCAUUCAUGAAAACUUCAAUAUGUAUUAUUAUUUAAAUAAAUUUAAUUUAAUUUGAUA